AUCUUGACAGUUGCAUUUUGCAUCUAGUGUGCCGUGAAGGUGAAAGUAGCGUAGCUGUGUUGCGUUUCUAAUCGUUAUCUAGGCUUACGUUAAAUUGGUGGUUAGGAGUGUUUUUUAUACUCUCUAUUAGCAAAAACAGUCGUUGCAUUCUUCCAUCAGAUAUCAAAUAAUAAAACGAUAAGGAAAACUUUUAAUUCAGCGCUUAUCACCACUACUUGAAAAGGUGCUGUUUUGUUGUCGCUUCCAAAAAUUGAAUUGGAACAUUACCAACAUGACGGAGACAAAAGAUGAGGAACAAGUGGUGAUGACACCAAAGGGAAAAACAGCCAACUCAACAACCCUCAUAAUAGAAAGGAAAAAAAUUCAGAAAACCGACGACAAAAUGCAUAUCGCCGGCGGUCAGCACACGGGAAUAGUCAUCAACAAAGAAGCUACGACAGAAAAUGGUUCUACCCAACCGCCCCAUCUAUCGCUAGAAUUCAGGGUGUUCCUUGUCAGCGCCCAAACCGGCAAGCACACCCAAGAAUCUAGAACCUUGCGUUUUUGGUUUCGUGCAGCACCAGACACCACCGACCAUCCGUCGGAAGACAAACAAGCCAGCGUUGCUCAAGAAUUCUUCAAAGAGCUGGUUUCACCGAAAGAUUUUCCAAGAGAUUACGUUGGUUUCAUAAAGAAAAUCAUGAAGCUUAUGCAACACAACUACAAGACCAUUAAGAUGAUAGAAGUUGAACUGAGACAGUUGGAAGGGGAGGCAGUGCCAGUAAGACCGCCUGGGACUAUUAUACUUCGAUUCGAUUUGAGACAUUUUCACAAAGUAUCUGCUGAAGAACCCUUGGAUAAUAUAAAAUUAUUAACGGUAGAAAAAGUCUUGGAACUGAUAGAGUCAUCAUAUCCAAACCCUAUCACAAUAAAGGAUGUUGCAAAAGAGAACGGAUGGGAUGAAGAAGAGGUAGCCCAUCACCUAGCAGAGUUGCAGUCGCGGAAUUUAGUUAAAAACUUAGAGCAUGGCGCUUUCACAAGGCAACAAUCCCACGAUGUUCAGGUUACCAUAGUGAAACAGAUGCCGACGAUGGCCAGCUCAAAGCAGCCUACAAUUGCCAUAAUAACAGCUCAAUAUUGCGAAAAAUUAGCAGUGGAUGCCAUGAUAGAAAAUAAGGAAACUUUUGUACGGUACACCACAGUAGGUUCCAAUAGUCCAACAGGUGAUGGACCGACCACUAGAUUUGGAGAGUCCAACGUUUACACCCUCGGCAAUAUUGGCGCUCAUAGGAUAGUUUGUACAAAAUUGCCAUCUGUUGGUCAUACCAGAGAAGCCAUGACAGCUGCUGGGAAUACGACGACCAGACUCUUGGGAACAUUCCAGAAAGUUGACUAUGUCUUUUUAGUGGGCGCUGGGGGUGGCGUCCCACAUUAUACCGAUUACAACAAGCAUGUAAGAUUAGGGGAUGUUGUAGUAUCCUACCCGACCAAAGAAAAGAAUAUUUAUUUCUAUUGCGAAAAAGCGCUCCAAAACGAGAAGGAUUGCGACUUUGAGUUCAAAUCGUACCGACCGAACAACCUCAAUCUGCAAGAAAUAGCGGCUAACCUCAAAUCAUCAGCUGAUAAUGACACAAGGGUGUCGCCCCCUUGGGUUAAUUACAUAAGGGACGCACUGAACAUACUUAGCUCCUCACCAGAACCCGAUUUUAGGCCACCAAGCUCCGAUACAGACAAAUUAUACAUGAAUAUCGGGAAUAAAGACAUAAUCGAAGUUGCUCAUCCUCUGCCCCAAGAUAAAUCUGUUAGAAGGCAGGAAGGAUGCCCAAGAAUUCACCUCGGUAGUGUGGCCUCGGGUAGGCAGAUAGUGAAGGAAGAUGUACUCAGGCAGAAAUUUGCAGCUCGAAUGGGAGUCCUUUCAUUCGAUUCCGAGUUUGACGCAGUUAUAGAAUCGAUUUUGGGCAACUGCAAGGACAGUUUCAUCUGCAUAAGGGGCAUUUCCGAUUAUAAAGACGGCACCAGGCAGAAAGAAUGGCAACCCUACGCUUCCCUUGUCGCCGCCAGCGUGAUGAAGGCCAUCAUUUGCAGCAUGGAAGCUCCUACAAAUGUUUGAAAGGCAUCAAAAGAGGUCCAACUAAAAAUAAAUAAGACUGGUGCUGAAACUUCCUCUAAUUACUUGUGAUUAAAGACUUAUCUCUUAAUGGUAAACUAGUCAAUUUUAGGUCUACAAGGAUGAAGGUUUAAUGGAACAAUUUCCUGAAACUUGCAUGUAGAUUUACUUAAGAUUAGAUGGAUUAGUUGAUUGAAUUCGUAUAAUUCAUGAUUGACCAAAUAUGCCGAGUUUUAUUAAUAAUUCCGUAGGUGAGGUUAUUCAACUGCCGACUAGGCCUACUUAACAACGAUUUAUAGAACUUUCCAAUUUUUCUAAUGAAUCAAAAUCUUGUUAUUUAAUGAGAGUUACCCUUUUAGAUUGAAUAUACAAUUGUAUUCAAGACAAUGACUGAAAAAUUAUAAUCUUUGUUCUUCCUUAUAUUAUCUUAACAUUCUUAACUUCGUAAAACUUUCGUUCCAUAUUUUGCAUGUAUUAAAAACUAUGCUAUAAUUUUAUUGAAUAAGUUUGAUUAUUAUGUGCCACCAAAUAUACAACAAUCAAUUUCUACUUAUUUUUUUUGUAAGAAUUUUUAUUUCGUUAUAUUUUUAUUUAUUUGUACAGAUGUAUAAUAAAUUUUAAAAUUA
Molecule: messenger RNA, 2712 nt
Organism: Coccinella septempunctata (seven-spotted ladybird)
Lineage: Eukaryota; Metazoa; Arthropoda; Insecta; Coleoptera; Coccinellidae
Exons: 11
Coding region: 272-2089 (605 amino acids)
Biological process (GO): nucleoside metabolic process
Molecular function (GO): catalytic activity
Source: RefSeq, a predicted model, not a curated record